AUGGACCAGGCCAAUGAUACCUGUUCUGCCGACCUCUUCGACUGGUUACGUCUCUGCUCCAAUAUCUGCGCACGCCUCGAGGCGUGGGCCGGGAAGUUGACAUCAAAACCUCUCAUCACACUCGCACAAGAGCUCAUUCGGGAGCUUACUACCACGACUCGAGCUUUCGAGCAUGAAAUCAACUGUAUAAGCCACCCGAUAGGUUCGGCUACCGAGCCGGAAGAUCAAUAUUGCUGGCCUCUUAGCGUGCUAGAGGCUGCCAACCGAGUUUACCACUGUAUUGAACUCGCCCUGAGCAUCCUCAGUUAUAGCAACAAUUUCGAGCCUGCAGGAGAUGAGGGUGCACUUAACGCCUUAUUCUUCGUCUUGGGAGGCCGCACACGCAAUUCCGACGACGCUUCCAGAGCUCGGCUGGGCCAGGAAGUCCUGAGAGCCCUUAGCCCUUGGUUCGGGCCUCUUGCUACUCAGAAUUGUUACUGGGGCUUAGAUCAGUCGCACCCCUGCAUAACCCCAAACACGGCUAUAGAAAUCAACGAGGUGAUAAGUACCUGUCUUCAGAAAACCUUCCACACCUUUUCACCAAGAUACGUGCACACCUAUCCCACUCGGGGUGACAUACCAUAUGUCAUCGAUCCGUCGGUCAAUGCAUGCGCGGGGAGCUUUGGAAUCGUUCGAAAGGUUCACGAAAAGAUUACCAGAAAGUCUUAUGCUGAGAAAACCUACCGCAAUCUCUUCUCUGGCAAAGAACGCAAGGCUGUUCUCAAUGAGCUAGGUGUUCUGGAGAUCUGCUGUCACCCCAACAUUGUCACGCUAGUCGAUGCCUACGAGGUCGUUGAUGAGCCACACACCAUCAAUAUUGUUAUGUCACCAUGGGCUCCCGUUACGCUUCACGAGUUUCUUUAUACCUCCAGUACCAAGAGGAAGGAGCAUUUCCCCUGGUUCAAGCCAGACCAGCCGAUCUCAGACAGACGCGUUUACGACAUCAUGUUGAGGCUCACAGAAGCCCUUGCUUACCUCCAUGGACUCUCCAUCAAACAUAAAGAUAUCAAACCAGAUAACAUACUCCUUCAUACAGAGGGGGACGAAGUGACACCAUAUAUCACUUGGAAAAGAGAGGUUCCACCCGUUAGUUGGAUCGCCGGUUAA
Colletotrichum orchidophilum is the source of this 1146-nucleotide messenger RNA. Its product is annotated as serine/threonine protein kinase. The record is from RefSeq and is a predicted model, not a curated record. Gene Ontology annotation, biological process: protein phosphorylation. The transcript is spliced from 3 exons. Gene Ontology annotation, molecular function: protein kinase activity; ATP binding. Lineage: Eukaryota; Fungi; Ascomycota; Sordariomycetes; Glomerellales; Glomerellaceae. Bases 1 to 1146 code for a protein of 381 amino acids.